Chrysoperla carnea is the source of this 2110-nucleotide messenger RNA. RefSeq lists its product as uncharacterized. The record is from RefSeq and is a predicted model, not a curated record. Gene Ontology annotation, biological process: transcription initiation at RNA polymerase III promoter. Gene Ontology annotation, molecular function: protein binding; histone acetyltransferase activity. The coding region runs from base 9 to 2090 and encodes 693 amino acids. Lineage: Eukaryota; Metazoa; Arthropoda; Insecta; Neuroptera; Chrysopidae. Gene Ontology annotation, cellular component: transcription factor TFIIIC complex. The transcript has 6 exons.
AUACUUUUAUGAACACAUUUUCAAGUAAAAAAUCAUUGAAAAAAGUUCAAAAGAAAGCUAUUACUAAAAGAAUGGGGCUGGAAUUUGAAGAGAUAGAUACGUUAAAUUUAAGAGAUACUGCUUUACCGUUUGCAUGCUCUUGGUCCGAGGAUGAUACACUAUCCGUACUUAGCGAAAAUGAAGUACACAUAUUGAAAUUAAAACCUAAUAUGCGUACUGUUGAAAAUACAGUAAAUUUUCAUCGCCAAACGAUUAAACCACGUAACGAAUAUCCAAAUAAAGAAAUCUUACCAUUAUUACAUGAAUUGAUAAUGAAAGAACCACGAAUUAAUGUUUAUGAUUUGCUGAAUGAUGUAAUUCUAACACCAGACGGUAAAGCGUUAGACUGUCAAGAUAUUACUCCGAGAUGCUCUCAAUGCGUUUGGUCACCGGCCGGUGUACACAAAUCAAAUUGUGCCCUAAUAUUUUUGAGUAAUAUUGGUAAUGUGGAUAUUCAAGUAAAUCAAGGACAAUUUUGGAUUGUAAUUGCGGAUCUAACGAAAUUGUAUUUACAAAAAACAAAUUUAUUUAAAGACUUGAAUCAUUCUACAAUUAAUUAUGAAACAUUGAAAGAUCGAACUUAUAAAGCAAGCACUACUUGUGUAGAUUGGAGCCCGUUGUACGGAAACAUGAGUUAUAUUGUGACCGGCCAAAUGAAUGGUGAUAUCAUAAUUUGGAAUUUUUCUAAUUUAUCCUUAUCGGAAUUAAAACAAAUGCCAGAAUUAGUCGGCGAAUUCCCAUCAAAUUUAUCACGUUUAUCAGCAGUACAUUGGAUUAAAACUUCUAAUACUUCAAGUCUCAUAAUUGCGGGCGAUUUAGAUGGCGAUAUUAAAGGAUUUAGAUUUGAUGAUUUAAUUAACUUUGAAAAUGAUAUAAACUCACAUAAUUAUUGGAUUUAUAAUGACAAAAUUCGAGUAGAUAAAAUCAUUUCGGAACAAAUUGAUACAAAUUAUUUACUAAUUUGUGUUAAAUUAUCGAAUAUUGUAGCAUUUUUAAUAUCAAAUACCGGUGAAUUAUUGGAUCAGAAGAUUCAUAAAGUUGGAAAUCUAGCUGUAACAGGUUUGCAACAAAUAAAUCGGGGAAAAUAUUUAUUAUGUACGUUAACUUCAUAUCUAGGACUGCUAACCGUUGAUAUCAAGGGCAAUAAAAUUAUAAAUAUCCACAUGACUGAAAUCAAUAAUCCUAUAAACACAAAUUAUAUGAGCACUUACGGAUUAUGCUGUUCCAAACAAAAAGUUAUGUGGUUUAUCAGUUCCAAUUAUUGUAAGCCAAUCAAUCAUCUAAUAAUUCGAGAACAAAUCCAAUUAUCAGUGUGUUCAAAUAAUUUUAAUAAUAUCGAAAGUAUCUUAUUGGAAAAUUUCAGUCAAAAAUUAACGAAUUAUUGGGAUUGUUUAGAAUUACUUCGAUUAUUACACGAUAAAUCCGAUUCAUUAACAAAAAUCUACGAACAACGUGAUAGUUAUGAUUUAGUUCCACUGUAUCGUUUAAAAAUUUAUUUAUGGAUUACAAUCUCAAAUGAUAAUGUUUUGAAAAAGAAAAAACGUGCUGGUAGUAAACCAAUUACGAAUGAAAUUUCAACACCACCAGAAGAGUUAUUAAAAUUAGUGAAAAUAAAAUAUUGUUUAGAACGAUUACAAUCGUUAAUGAUUUUGGAUGUGUUAAGUGAAUUUGAUUUAUGUAGUGUGAGAUAUUUACGAGAUUAUUUACAGGAAAUGCGAAAAACGGAAACAUUUAAAUCCUAUUUAGGUAAACAGACGAAUGAAGAAAUUAUAGAUGUAUUGGAACGAUCGGCAAGUAUUCGUGUAAUGGAUUUGAUGAAGUGUUCGUUAUGUGAUGCAGAUGUUACAUGGAUUGGAAAAUGUUUAAAUGGUCAUCAAGAAAAUCAAUGCAUACGGACAUUUGUUCCGUUCUCAUCGCUGUGGUAUCCGACUUGUCCCAAUUGUGAAAGUCCUGCUCAUCCGGAUUUAAAAGAGGAUCCAUUAAUAUGUUCGAUAUGUGAUAAUAUAAUGGUUUAUUGUGAUCAUAAAAUCUUACAUAAUGAUACAAUUUGAAUAAAAAACCAUUUUUGAUA